AUGGCUUCUCAAGGAGGAGCCAUCAGUCGGGUUCUGUGCACUUCAAAUCAGCUUAAUGUCAAAUGGAUGGAAUGCAGUUGUAAUAGGUGUGUCAAUAACCAAAUUCACGAGGUUGAUUCUGGCCCCAAAGACACUGCUCCAAAUGUGAAUAGUGGUAAACAAUCAGGAUUUAAGAAAGUAAAUAUGGAUUUACUUUGA
Messenger RNA from Echinococcus granulosus, 198 nucleotides. RefSeq lists its product as hypothetical. NCBI's taxonomy places the organism in Eukaryota, Metazoa, Platyhelminthes, Cestoda, Cyclophyllidea, Taeniidae. Bases 1 to 198 code for a protein of 65 amino acids. The transcript has 2 exons. The record is from RefSeq and is a predicted model, not a curated record.